AUAUAUAUAUAAGCAUAAGCUACACGGUGUGAUUUAUUUUUACGGUAUGUGAUCUGGGAUGGCUGUUUCCUAAAAAGGUUACGACACUUUUAAGACUAAAACCAACAUUUGCUCUCUUGUUUAUGCCGAGUUUUUUUGGAACAUUUUCUUGGGUAUUUUUGAAAUACUUUAUUUGUUGAUAGUUUUAACCCCAAAACGAGAACAAUUAAGAGACUUUGCCAGGGGACCGCAUCAUCACAAAAAACAACGAUGUGUUUUGUCCCCUUGGGUACCGGAUUGCAUUCUGCGUUUCCUGUCCAGUUUUUUUGCUAAGCAGCAAUCAUGUAUUUAAUAGCAGGACUAAUCGAUUACACAUCAAAACCAGUAUUCUGGUUAUUUGCUGGUGGCAAGCGAAGUUGGACUUGGAUCAGAAGAUAAAUACAUUGUGUGUCUUUAUUUUCUUUUACUUUAUUCUGAACCCUAGACAUAUAAUUUGGAGAGCUGUUGGUGUUCUUUGAUUAGGAAAAUCCUGUAACAGAGAGAGCUGCCUCUGUGGUAUACGUUUGUACUUUUUAUGUCACGGAUACAAUUCAUAUAAUGAUAAAAGUCGUCGUUGUCAACGAACACAUUAUCAGUUUUUGUGUCCUUGGCCUAAGGAGCUUUCAGGUCUGAUCAGAGGCAGAAUUUCCUCUGUCAGAGCCACAUAGGAAUAAACAAGGGGCUUUGAAAGCUGCCUUCCAAGGAUAUUAAAGAGGACUCGCUUUCAACCUGUGCUGUGGAUCAGGAGUGAUAGAGUGCACUUCUUCGGGUGUGCACCCAUAUCUCCAAGCUUGCUGUCAGGUACCGAUGCCAGAAAGGAUGGGUACUCAGGGCAGCCCCGUCAAGAGCUAUGACUAUCUCCUAAAAUUCCUGCUGGUGGGAGACAGCGAUGUAGGGAAAGUGGAGAUCUUGGGCAGUCUUCAGGACGGGUCGGCUGAGUCCCCCUAUGCCUACAGUAGCGGAAUUGACUACAAGACCACUACAAUCCUCCUGGAUGGGAGACGUGUCAAACUGGAACUCUGGGACACAUCAGGACAGGGCCGUUUCUGCACCAUCUUCAGAUCCUAUUCCAGAGGGGCGCAGGGAAUCCUGUUGGUUUAUGACAUCACUAACCGCUGGUCCUUUGACGGCAUUGACCGUUGGAUCCGCGAGAUAGAUGAGCAUGCGCCUGGAGUGCCGCGGAUCCUGGUAGGAAACCGGCUUCACUUGGCAUUCAAGCGUCAGGUGCCAACGGAGCAGGCACGCGCCUACGCAGAGAAGAACGGCAUGACCUUCUUCGAGGUUAGCCCCCUCUGCAACUUCAACGUCAUAGAGUCUUUCACGGAGCUCUCGCGUAUCGUCCUGAUGAGGCACGGCAUGGAGAAGUUCUGGAAACCCAACAGAGUUUUCACCCUGCAGGACCUGUGCUGCCGAGCCAUCGUGUCGUGCACCCCGGUUCACCUCAUUGACAAGCUGCCGCUGCCCGUGGCCAUCAAGAGCCACCUCAAGUCCUUCUCCAUGGCCAACGGGAUGAACGCUGUCAUGAUGCAUGGUCGUUCCUACUCGCUCGCUAACGCGCCCGGGGGCCGCAAGGGGAACAGCCUGAAACGCUCCAAAUCCAUCAAGCCCCCCCAGAGCCCUCCUCAGAACUGUGCCAGGAACAACUGCAAGAUCUCUUAGCGUGCGGGUGCAGACCAGAGCCAUCAGACCUCAGCAAGACACAGACUCCGCCUCCGUUUAGGCAUUUUCAGGCUGCCUCAGUCAUAACGAAGAACUCUCCACCCAACCACAGACAAGAUUUGAAAUUCCUGCCCAAUAACCUGCACUAGUCUCUCCUUCUAUAAGACAUCAUCUCCCCGAUCUCCCUAUCAUUGGUUACAGGGGACUCAUUUAAUCAGGAAUCACCAUAAUGCCUCUUCUGCUUAGCCAGAAAGCAAUGCGCCUGGAGUCUGACUAUAAUGUUUUUGAAUUAUACUAUUUAAUUAUUGUAUUUUUUUUUUUUCUUGGAGAAACAAGAGACCUUUUCAUUAUUUUUUGCACUGAAAUUCCUCUGUGUGCUGCUUUACUUUCCGAUGGUGCUUCCCUGGGAUGUUAAAGGGACACUUUCGGGGAUGUGAAUGUGCAAGUGAGCACAGUGGCUGAAGCAAUAAAAUGUGGCAACCAUGCCUGCCUUGAAGGAUUCUGUUUAGCCGUACAGACAGGGGAGCUUCAGAGAUUCAUGAGAGGUUUUGGGGGUGGCAUCAAAAAGCAUCCUCCCCUGGACUUAGAAAUUACAACAGCUUAAAAACAAAAAGCCUUGCUGUUUUUUUUUUUGUUUGUUUUUUUACCAUUACUUUGUAUUUAUCUCUUUCUCACUCUCCAUCUCUGGAAUUCUGAGUGAUUCACACUCGCCUGAUUCUUUAACGCACUAGUCAUUAGUUUCAUCAUUUUGCACAAAUCAUAGAAAAAAAUGAGUAUCACAAUGUGUUAUUCAGAAGGAGUAGCAGUCAGAUUUUCCUGUGUAGUCUCUCUGGACAAUUAUACAUUGAGAGUGGUCAGUCCCUGAAUUUUAAACAAAAAUGAAGAAACUGAUACAGGCAUUCAAUACCUCUCUAUGUAAACAGAAAGUUAGUCUCCAGUGCGGUCAGUCCCUUGCCUUUCACAGGAUUCAUUCCUGUGCUGUACCUGCCUUGAGGAUGUUGGACCCUGAUGUAUACAAAUUUAAUGAGAGCUGCAUCUGAACAUGUGUGCUACUCCUUGCAAUACAAAAAUACACUGCAUGAAUCGCUGAAUCACAAAAAUUCUUACUGUAACGAUUUCCACAAAAUGAUGGGAGUUUAUCUGGGUCCAAAUGAUCCUUCAGUUUGUUGUAUUUGUUAUAGCUUUUAGACACUCUUUUUUUAACCUUUACAAGAUGGACACAUUUCAGUUUUAUACUGUGCAGAAUUGGUUUCUCCACAGCAGGGUUAAACUUUAAACUUGUCUGUUUUUCAUACAGCCACGUUCCCAAACAACCCCUUCAGUUUCAUAUUAGGCUCUAUUUGACUUAUUUUCUCCUUGGAUAAUACUGUAUUGUCCUCACAAUUUUAAAUAGGAAGGACUACUUAAAAUACACUAGCUGGGGCUCCACUGUAGACCCUGUCAUUGGAAAGCACACCAUUGUUUGCAUCAGGUAAUAUUAACUAGGAUUUAUUUAGCAUGCCUUAUUAUUCCCAUGGGUUUUUGGGGGCCAUAAAGAAAAGACGCCUAAUGAAGGAAUGAAUCUAAUCUGCUGUUUGAAACUCUGGCUAUAUACUAAAUCAGGUGAAGUAAAACCCACAGAACUAUUUGUACUGGAGCUUGAUAUAGAGACAGCAGUCUGCAACACUCUUAAUGUUUUUCAUUUGCUUAUCUGGUAUUUGGUAUGCAACACAGUUGUCUUCCAGGCUUGUCUUCAGCAAGUUUAUUGAAACUGUCCAUUGUUAUCAGACCAGUCCUUGUCCCAAAACUUAGCUUAAUACAAACAAAGAAAAACUGUUGAAGCUUGCAGUUUGAGGUAUGCAAUAUUCCAUACUGCUUAUUCUAGUAUGAUAUUGUACCCACAACACAGUUGCAUCUUUAAUAUUGUUUUUCCUUUUAAAGUUGUUUCAAGUUGCUUUAAUAGGGGCAUCCAAAUUAGGGUUUUGGUGCUUUGACAACUGCUCUCACCAGGUUCAUUAUUAAUACUCUGCAUUACCCUUCUGAAGUAUAAUUUGGGUUCACAAAGUUCUUAAUUUCUACACCUUAUAGUUACUAAUGGCCUGUGAAAGCUGAUUAACAGUGAAGCACCACAUGGAGAAAAGGAUGAAGUUAGGAAGUUGAUGUGUUAUAUGUCCCAUAACCAAUUAUUGUUUUACCUUACUGGCUAAAUUGACAGCUGCUGGUAUUAUGGUCAAGGGGUUAUGUUCAGAGGAGUGUAAAGAAAUGCGAUUUGAAUUGUUUUUAUAACUGCAAUCUCAUUAUUUGAAUACCAGGUUUCUCUUUUGCUGCAGUACGUACAACUCCCGUAUGAAUCAAAGGUAAACAGUGUCAUAACAGGGAUGUGAUAUUAGCCAGAAUAGUCCAGGGUUUUUUUUUUAUUUAUUUAUUUUUUUUGGCAAAUGCAAUCAAUGUAAAGGGAUUUUGUAGAAAGUAAUAAAAAGCAGUGUUCUUUGUUGGGUUAUUGUUCAAGAUGGGUGACUUAUAUCACCUUCUGAUAAUGUAUGCACAUUCCUUGCAGACGUUUUAGGAGUCGCUGGAGCUCUUUAAUGAGACACAGUUGGUUCAGGCCACUGUGUUGUUUUCUUCCCUGCAAGGGUGGAAAAGGGAACAUGGGUAUGUUUUUAUUAAUGUGUAAACACUAUUUUUGUCUGGUUGAAGCUGCUGGGUGAAUUUAAUGAAGAAUGCUUUUUUUUUUUAUAGGUGUUCUCAAAAAAAGCCCUUGUUUUUUUUAUUCUUGAUUGUACAUUUUUAACGUUUACAGACUGUGAAAUACAGCCUUUUUCACAAUAAAACAGUUAACAGUA
Acipenser ruthenus (sterlet) is the source of this 4499-nucleotide messenger RNA. RefSeq names its product ras-related protein Rab-40C-like. The transcript has 6 exons. The record is from RefSeq and is a predicted model, not a curated record. Gene Ontology annotation, molecular function: GTP binding; GTPase activity. NCBI's taxonomy places the organism in Eukaryota, Metazoa, Chordata, Actinopteri, Acipenseriformes, Acipenseridae. Gene Ontology annotation, cellular component: endosome; plasma membrane; synaptic vesicle. Gene Ontology annotation, biological process: intracellular signal transduction; protein localization to plasma membrane. The coding region runs from base 826 to 1677 and encodes 283 amino acids.